UGCAUAGUGGUGUCGAAUCACUGCGGCUCAGUCAGGUGUGCAGGCGCAGAAGGCACCCCGGGUGGGUAUGGCGAGCUGGUGGCGUGCGUUUCCACGCGCAGCACGGCGCUAUCCGUGGCCCACCAACGUGCUGCUCUACGCCGGUCUCUUUUCAGCGGGUGAUGCGCUGCAGCAGCGGCUGCGGGGAGGCCCGGCCGACUGGCGCCAGACGCGGCGCGUGGCCACUCUGGCCUUAACCUUCCACGGUAACUUCAACUACGUGUGGCUGCGCCUUCUGGAGCGCGCGCUUCCGGGCCGCGCGCCGCGCACGGUCCUGGCCAAGGUGCUGUGCGAUCAGACUGUCGGUGGGCCGAUUGCCCUCUCUGCCUUCUACGUCGGUAUGAGCAUUCUCCAGGGAAAGGAUGACAUAUUUUUGGACCUGAAACAGAAAUUCUGGAAUACAUAUAAGAGUGGUCUGAUGUACUGGCCUUUUGUGCAGCUGACCAACUUCAGCCUUGUCCCUGUGCACUGGAGAACAGCUUAUACGGGACUGUGUGGUUUCCUUUGGGCCACCUUCCUCUGCUUUUCUCAGCAGAGCGGUGAUGGCACAGUGAAGUCCAUGUUCAUCUUCUUUCGCAGGAAAGAGGUGGGUGAUGGGCCUCCAGAGAAAUGAGGAGUCCAGGACUCCCUUCCAGACUCAGUUACGUUUCUCCAUUGCUCUCAAUCACCUGCGGCAGGCCUGCUUCACUGAGCAGUUGCUAUGGGCUCCAUAGGCCCACUUGUUUCAAAAUGAUUAUUUUAACUGUUAUCCAAAUCCUUCCUAUUCAUUCCAGUCUGAAAGUCUUAUUUCCCUGAUGUUUUCACAUCUCUAAUGCUUUGGUUAAAAUUACAACAGUGACAGGUGGCAUUUUAGAGUUAUUAAUACUUUUAUUCUAAUAUAAGACAAGUUGCAUUUAAAAAAAAAACCCUCUAGUUUUGAUUGUUUAUAUUUCUAGCCUAAACUCUCAGGCAAUUUCCUACACACUUUGGGAUCAAAUUGCCUUUUGUCCUUAUAGUAAGUUUCUAUCUAUAUAGAAUUCAGUCAAGAAGAUUGAAUAACCAGCCUCCUCAGAUACUCAAUAAUAAUUUAUUAUUAUACCAACAAUAAAAUUCUGUAAGCAGAUGUUAUCUUCAAAAAGGAAUAAUGGCCGGGCGGUGGUGGCGCACGCCUUUAAUCCCAGCACUCGGGAGGCAGAGGCAGGCGGAUCUCUGUGAGUUCGAGGCCAGCCUGGUCUACAGAGCGAGAUCCAGGAAAGGCGCAAAGCUACACAGAGAAACCCUGUCUCGAAAAAAAAACCAAAAAAAAAAAAAAAAAAAAAAAAAAAGGAAUAAUGUUGGAUAUCUUCUAUAUAGAAUAUUUUAUUGUUGCUGUCUACUUGUUUUCUUUCUAAGAUAGGGUCUCUCUUUGUGUAGCUCAGGCUACCCUGGAACUCACUAUGUACCCCAGGCUGGGCUUCAGUCUACCAAGUGAUGAGAUUACAGGCAUGAGCCAUCAUGUCUUACUCUUCUACUUUUAUAUUAUACCAUUCAAGUAUACUACCCUUUAAUUGAUAUCUUCUAGCUUUGAGAAGAUACAAUUGACAAGCACUCUAAUUCCUACAUACAUGAAAUAAAAUAUUUGGCUUCUUAAUGAAUUAUAUUAAAUGAAAAUUCUAGAAAACUAAUCAUUUCCUUCCUCUCUAAGGAAGAACUCUAAUCUAUACUCUACCAGUGUACACAGUUUGCAGUAAUCCUCCUGCCUCUGCCUUCCAAAUGCUGGAACUACAACAUGAGCCAUGCCUGGCUCUGUGUGUGUGUGUGUGUGUGUGUGUGUGUGUGUGUGUGUGUGUGUGUGUGUGUGUGUGUGUGUUUAUAGUACUAGGAAUAGAACAUAGAGUCUUGCACAUGCCAGGCAAAAGCUCUGUUACUAGCUACAUCCCAGGAUGCUGACAGUAUUCUUUUAUAAUACAGUGCUUUAAAGUGGACUCAAGAAACAUCAGCCAGUCUUUCACAUUUAUUCAGUUUAUCUAAUCUCAGCCAGUCACCAUCAGGUUUCAAAAUUAUGUAAAUAUCAAGGCGUGGAGGUGUGUGCCUGUCUACUUGGGAGGCUAAUGGAGGAGGAUCACUUCAGCCUAGGAGUUCAAGACUGCACCGGACAAAACAGCAAGUCCCUGUCUCAAAAACCACAAAAACAGAAAAUUUAAAACUAUGACUGUCUCAAGAAAUUUCAACAAUCUCUCCUAAAAACGACCCCCAUGGGUCUGUGGCUUCUACUGGCAUACUUGACAAAUUUCAAGAUGUGAAACACUGAAUUCUGAGUUUAUCUUGAGAAUGUAUAUUUAAGGUCAUUUUUAGAAUUCAUACUUAAAUUUCUAAGCAAGUAAUUUAUAUGGUUUGUAAUAUGUUUGUACUGUCUAAGUGACUAAGUUAUUGGAAUGUAAUAGAUAUGAAUGUAUUUUAUGUUAGGGCAGUAGUAAGAACAUUUCUUGGUGACUGUAUGCUUUUGAAAGUUGGGUGGCUCUAGUGGCCGGCCUGUGUUCAGUAGGUGGGAAUGGGAUCCCUGGGGCAAGAGGGCUUUACUUGAGCAGCUGAAUGGAAUUAAUGAGCUCAGGAUUCAGCAGGAGAUAUUGCAUCAGUGUGGUGGUUUGGAUGAGAAUGGCCCCCAUUGGCUCAUAGAUUUGAUGCUUAAUCAUCAGGGAGUGGAAUUGUUUGAAAGGAUUAGGAGGUGUGGCCUUGUUGGAGUAGGUGUGGCCUUAUGGAAGAAGUGUGUCACUGGGGGUGGGAUUUGGGGUUUCUGAAGCCCGAGCCAGGUCCAGUGUCUCCCUCUCUUCCUGUUGCCUGCGGAUCCAGUUGUAGAACUCUCAGCUGCUUCUCCAACACCAUGUCUGCCUGCAUGCCACCAUGCUUCUCACCAUGAUGAAGGGAGCAGGUAAAAGCACCUUGGCCUGAAUACUGCCAUUUUGACUUCAGACUCCAUUUUACCUGCAGGGUUGAAUAAAGUUCUGGUUCCCAAGUCCUAGGAGAGCUGAGAACUUUCCAAUAGCUGAUCCUACCUCUUUCUUAAACAAUAGAAAUAAUCACUAUGCAUCUUUAGUUCCCUAGAAACAAUAUGACUGUUCCUAACAACAGAAGGAACAAAUGAAUCUGAUUGGUUGGACUGAAAGGUUUGCAUUGUAUAUUGAUUAACAAUGAAGGAACACUCUAAUUUCUAAAUCCUGAUUGGUGAAAAUUGUAACUGUAACUUGGCAACAAAUGUUUGUGAUUUUUGUGCUUAUAAACCCCACUUCUGCCCCUUCUUGGGGCUGUCAGGAGAAACAAGGCUCCCAAGUCCUUGUUCUGCAGCCCUGAUCAAUCAGUGCCCUGUUUAUGUGGUGACUUAAUAAAAUCUUUGGAACCAUAA
Molecule: messenger RNA, 3397 nt
Organism: Peromyscus californicus insignis
Lineage: Eukaryota; Metazoa; Chordata; Mammalia; Rodentia; Cricetidae
Gene: Mpv17l
Product: MPV17 mitochondrial inner membrane protein like
Exons: 4
Coding region: 68-652 (194 amino acids)
Cellular component (GO): membrane; cytoplasm
Source: RefSeq, a predicted model, not a curated record